AUGCUUGGGAUUAGAUAUCAUAUGCGCCUAAUGGGUGAGGCUGCAGGUAUUGAACCAGAAUCACAAAUAAAACUUUUAGAUGCUACACUGAACUUGGAAGGAAUGUUGUUGGCUGGAGUUCCAGGAGCAGGAGGAUUUGAUGCUGUCUUUGCUGUUACUUUGGGAGAUUCAGGCAGCAAUGUGACAAAAAUAUGGAGCUCACUCAAUGUUCUUGCCCUUCUGGUUAAAGAAGAUCCUUGUGGCAUUUCUUUAGAAAGUGCUGACCCUAGAACAAAUGAAAUCACUUCAGCUGUAUCUUCAAUUCAUAUUGAAUAA
This is a messenger RNA of Arachis stenosperma, 315 nucleotides long. Its product is annotated as phosphomevalonate kinase, peroxisomal-like. NCBI's taxonomy places the organism in Eukaryota, Viridiplantae, Streptophyta, Magnoliopsida, Fabales, Fabaceae. Gene Ontology annotation, biological process: isopentenyl diphosphate biosynthetic process, mevalonate pathway. The record is from RefSeq and is a predicted model, not a curated record. Gene Ontology annotation, molecular function: phosphomevalonate kinase activity. Gene Ontology annotation, cellular component: peroxisome. The transcript has 2 exons. Bases 1 to 315 code for a protein of 104 amino acids.